Molecule: messenger RNA, 1817 nt
Organism: Arachis stenosperma
Lineage: Eukaryota; Viridiplantae; Streptophyta; Magnoliopsida; Fabales; Fabaceae
Product: G2/mitotic-specific cyclin S13-7
Exons: 8
Coding region: 226-1563 (445 amino acids)
Biological process (GO): regulation of cyclin-dependent protein serine/threonine kinase activity; mitotic cell cycle phase transition
Cellular component (GO): centrosome; nucleus; cyclin-dependent protein kinase holoenzyme complex
Molecular function (GO): cyclin-dependent protein serine/threonine kinase regulator activity
Source: RefSeq, a predicted model, not a curated record
CUUCCUUUAUCAUUUAUUCUCACUCAUUCAUUCAUUCAGACAUUUUCACAAACACUUAGAAGAAGAAGAAGAACGAAAGAAAGAACGUUGUAAAGAGAGAGGGUGGCGACGGUGGAAGAAGAAGAAGGAGGAGAGAGGCGCAACGGUCGUCUCCACGUGUUUCUUUCGUCUCUCUUUUCAACCAUUGGCGGCGUUUUCGCCACUUCUUUUCAUCAACAAGAUACCAUGGCUUCUUCCAUGGCUCUCCCUAUCGAUCAACAACAACAACAACAACCUAGUGGUGAGAAUGAGAAAAAGGUUAUUGUGGCAGCAGCAGAAGGGAGGAACAAUAGGCGUGCAUUACAAGACAUUGGUAAUCUUGUGGCUAAGCAAGCAGAACAAAAUGUGACAAAGCGCAACACAAGAAACUUCUAUGCUAAUGACCAAGCUGCAGCAGAGAAGAACAAGAAAUCAAGCACUGAACUUGUGAAUGGAGAAGCAGUGGUUCCAGCUAAUAGGGUUGGUGUGAGGAACUUCAUUGCUUUAACAAAGUUAGAAGCAGAUAAGAAGCCACCAACAGAACAUGAAGUCAUUGUCAUCAGCUCAGAUGAUGAAUCCGAGGAAGAAAAGAAGAAGAAGCCACAAGCCGCUAAAGGAAGAAAGAUAAGGGAAGGGGUAACCAGGAAAAAUGCUAAGGCUUUCAGUUCAGUCCUCUCGGCUAGAAGCAAGGCUGCUGGACUCGCUUAUAUGCCAAAGAAAGUGGUGAACAUUGAUGCAACUGACAUGGACAAUGAAUUGGCAGCAGUGGAGUACAUUGAUGACAUAUACAAGUUCUACAAACUCACUGAAGAUGAUGGCCGUGUGCAUGAUUAUAUGGGAUCACAGCCAGAUAUAAACGCCAAGAUGAGAUCAAUCCUUGUGGACUGGCUGAUAGAAGUGCAUAGAAAAUUUGAACUAAUGCCAGAAACUCUCUAUCUGACCCUCAACAUUGUUGAUCGGUUUCUGUCCAUGAGGGUUGUUCCAAGAAGGGAGCUUCAGCUGGUUGGCAUAAGUUCAAUGCUGAUUGCUUGCAAAUAUGAAGAAAUCUGGGCUCCAGAGGUGAAUGACUUUGUUGUCAUAUCAGACAAUGCCUAUAUUAGAGAACAAGUUUUGGUCAUGGAGAAAACAAUCCUGGGAAAGCUUGAAUGGUACCUAACGGUUCCCACACCCUAUGUGUUCCUUGUUCGGUAUAUCAAGGCCUCCACUCCCUCUGAUGAUGAGAUGGAGAAUAUGGUGUUCUUCUUUGCUGAACUUAGCAUGUUGCACUAUCCUACUAUUAUCUCCUAUAGUUCUUCUGUGAUUGCUGCUUCUGCUGUGUAUGCUGCAAGAUGUACCCUUAAAAGGGUUCCUUCUUGGACUGAAACUCUUGAACACUACACAGGCUACUCUGAGGAAAACAUAAGAAAUUGUGCCAAACACAUGGUAAACUUUCAUGUUGCUGCUCCAGAAAGCAAGCUUAGGGCAGUUUACAAGAAAUUCAGCAGCAUGGAUCGCAGUGCUGUUGCUCUUCGUACCCCGGCAAAGAACUUGCUAGCACAAUCUUGAACAGCUAGUGUCAAGAACUGUGUAUUUUCUUUUAAUGUUUUUUUAUGAGUCUUUGAUAUAUUGAUAACUAUAUGUGGUUUAGGGUCUUUUGUUCAGGGAAGAUCAUUGUUGGUAUGAUCUUUAGGGAGAUAUUAUCUGGGAAGUUUGAGUUUGCUAGAUAUGAUUCUUAUUAUGUAAAGCAGAAUUUGGAUGAUAUGGUGUGUGUUUUGGAUAUGAAAAAUUAUGUGUAGCUAAUGAAAUUAGUAUUUUUUUUU